This is a messenger RNA of Chiloscyllium plagiosum (whitespotted bambooshark), 5847 nucleotides long. RefSeq names its product extended synaptotagmin-2-A. Lineage: Eukaryota; Metazoa; Chordata; Chondrichthyes; Orectolobiformes; Hemiscylliidae. Gene Ontology annotation, biological process: lipid transport. Gene Ontology annotation, molecular function: phosphatidylcholine binding; phosphatidylethanolamine binding; phosphatidylinositol binding. The record is from RefSeq and is a predicted model, not a curated record. Gene Ontology annotation, cellular component: endoplasmic reticulum membrane.
CUGACGUCGAGGAGGAGAAUGGGGAUGGGAGAAGCGAGGGAUUGGGAUCGGGGCGGGGACAGAGCUGGCACUGAUUGAAAGGAGGAGCGCGGUAAGAGGUUGCAACGAAAGCUUAGAAAUAGUCGAGGUGGUGUGAUCACCUCCUGAGUUCAGUCCGGAGGGAGGGAGAAGCCUGGUGACUAGGCCCGAGAGGAGAUGGAAGAUCAAACGGCCGCGGGCGACGGCGGGCGGAGAGCCAGCCUGAUCGAGGAACCACCACCACCACCACCGCCGCCGAUGAUCAGCGUGGACGUCGUCGGGGUCCUGCUGCAGUUCUCCAAGACUUUUGUCAUCGUCUUCCCGGUGUACGUGCUCGGCUACCUGGGUCUGAGCUUCAGCUGGGUCCUCAUCGGGCUGCUCGUCUUCUUCUGGUGGCGGAGGAACCGGGGCAACAAGCGCUCGCGGCUGUUCCAGGCGCUGGCUUUCCUGGAGCACGAAGGCAAACCCCUGCAGGAGAACAUCCAGAGCACCGACCUCCCGGCCUGGGUUCACUUCCCAGAUGUGGAGCGGGUGGAAUGGCUAAAUAAGACGGUAAAGCAGUUGUGGCCUUAUAUCUGCCAAUUUGUGGAGAAAUUGUUGAAAGAAACCAUUGAACCAGCUGUGAGGGGAGCAAACAGUCAUCUUCGUACUUUCAACUUUACAAAGGUUGACAUGGGAAACAAGCCUCUGCGGAUUGAUGGGGUGAAAACAUAUAUGGAAAACAUAGACAGUAGACAAAUUAUUUUGGAUCUUCAAAUCAGCUACGUUGGAAACUGUGAGAUAGACCUAGAGAUUAAGAAGUACUUUUGCAGAGCUGGUGUGAAAGGUAUACAGCUGAAUGGUAUAAUUCGUGUGAUUCUUGAGCCCUUGAUUGGUGACAUGCCACUGGUUGGAGCACUAUCACUCUUCUUUCUCCGCAGGCCUUUGCUUGAAAUUAAUUGGACAGGACUGACCAAUCUUCUGGAUGUCCCUGGUCUGAAUGGCAUGUCAGAUACGAUCAUCCUUGACAUUAUUUCCAACUAUCUGGUUUUGCCCAAUCGGAUCACAGUACCACUGGUUGAUGAGGUGCAUCUGGCUGAACUGCGUUUUCCUGUACCAAAAGGGCUUUUGAGAAUACACUUCAUUGAAGCUCAGGAUCUGCAAUGGAAGGACAAGUUCAUGAAGGGACUUGUGAAAGGAAAAUCCGACCCAUAUGGCAUUCUCUAUAUUGGUAACCAGAUGUUCCAAAGUAAGACUAUCAAAGAAAAUCUCAAUCCAAAAUGGAACGAGGUUUAUGAGGCACUAAUUUAUGAAAAUCCUGGUCAAGAACUUGAGAUUGAACUUUUUGAUGAAGAUCCAGACAAAGAUGAUUUUCUUGGCAGCCUUAUGAUUGACCUUGCUGAAGUUCAAAAGGAACAGCUUGUUGAUCAGUGGUUCGAUUUGGAUGAGGUGAGCGUUGGAAAGCUGCACUUGAAGUUCGAGUGGCUCUCCCUGCUGUCAGAAGCCAACAAACUGCCAGAGGCAAUGGCCAGCACCAAAGCUAUUAAAGGAACAGCCAAUGAUGGACUUUCCUCUGCUUUACUCAUCAUCUAUCUUGACUCUGCUAGGAAUCUCCCAAAUGUCUACGAAGGAAACUUUGGGUCUGGAUACUUACGAGAGAGGAGAGCAGCAGGACUAGUCUUUUGUGAAAAUACUAGCUCAAUCUUUAGAGACUUUUUUCGCAAUCCAUUUGAAUUUAACCUUGACGGCUUGAAGAGGGCUAAUAUUUCCAAAUCACUGAAGUUUGCAAAGAAAAUGAACAGUGAGCCUAACCCAUUUGUCCAGCUGUCAGUGGGACAUACCACAUACGAAAGUAAGAUCCGAUAUCGGACCACUGAGCCUGUCUGGGAAGAAUCGUUUAUUUUCCGUAUUCAUAAUCCAUUGACUGUGGACCUGGAUAUUGAGGCUAAGGAUGACCAUCACCAGUGCUCGCUAGGUUCAUUUAACCUACCUCUUAAAAAAUUGCUGGAGGCUGAAGACCUAACAAUGGACCAACGAUUCCAGUUAAACAAUUCAGGUCCUAGCAGCACUCUCAAGAUGAAGAUCAUGCUUCGAAUCCUUGGUCUUGAAAAACGAGACAAGACUCCAAAUGGUUCAUCAGCUCAGUUAAAGAAGCAACCAUCUCAUAGCAAAGAUAAUCGGAAGCCAGCAUCCAAAGUGCCACUGGUCCCACCCUCAGAGUCAAGCAAGCCCUCCCCCACUGCUCCUGCUGUUGACAGCAUCAAAAAGCCUGAGAAGAUGGACAGGCUGGAGAACUACAGCACUGCUUCCCUCAGCCCACAGAGGCCUGCCAAUCUUCAACAAACUGCGUCAGCUAAUGCUAGCUCCAGCCAAACAGGCUCUCCAUCUCAUCUUUCUGCUAAAGAACCAACUCCAAGUAUUGCCUCCGAUGUAUCUUUACCCUUUGCCACGCAGGAGUUACACCAGAGACUGCGUCAACUCCAAAAUGGGACAACUCUUGGUCAGUCACCAUUGGGUCAGAUUCAGCUAACUCUUCGACACAGUUCCCAAAGAAACAAACUUAUUGUCAUUGUACAUGCUUGCCGUAAUUUAAUAGCUUUUUCUGAAGAUGGCUCCGAUCCAUAUGUUCGAUUGUAUUUAUUGCCUGAUAAAAGAAGAUCGGGAAGGAGAAAAACAUCUGUGCUGAAGAGACAGUUAAAUCCAGUCUAUGAUGAAACAUUUGAGUUCAUUGUAUCGCAAGCAGAGGUACAGAAAAGGACUCUGGAUGUAGCUGUAAAGAACAGUGGUGGCUUUUUAUCCAGGGACAAAGGGCUUUUGGGAAAGCUCCUAAUGGAAAUGACAGAAGAGGUAAUUAAAGGCUCUACGCAGUGGUAUGAUUUAACAGAAGAUGGGACCAGGCACCAACCUCAGGCCUAGAAAAUGCACUAACGCAGUGUUGUUACCUUUGGCCACCCAAGCUUUUAGCAGUUUUUUUAAUACAUAUGUUUCCCAGGAGCACCAGCAUCACACCUAAAGCUUUGCACAUGUGCCACUGGAUGCACCAAGUUUUACAGAUGAUGUCACCCUCUCAGUAUAUAGUUUACUGAGUUUUGCACUGCUUGUGCAUUUUUUUUUAAAUACUUUUAUUCAUCAAGUAAUUUUUAAAAUUCUGUUUUGAUCAAAACAAUUACUGACACGUCACCCAUGGCUGUAAAGUGGAUAAACUGUGGUGUAUGUACUGACUACCGUUUUUCGAAAGAAAAUCUCUUUACUGUACAAGACUGUAAUAUAUGGUGUGAAGCAGAAAGUGGAUUCAGAAUUACUUUAGCCUUGCUUUCUGUAGGUUUGCAAUGUAUAACAUGUAAAUACAGCAAGUGUAAUUAUUAUAUUACUAUGUGUUCUCAGAUAUUUGUGAAGGAUACUGAAGGGAGAAUGUUCCAUUUAUUGAAGUAACAAACUUUGCAUGUCUCACUGAGCAGUUGCCUGAUGCUUUUUACAGUAGCCGCGCAGUGUAUAGUUCUUCAUAAGAAGCAUGUGCUAUGAUGCAAAAUAUAUUGGCUUUAUUGAGUUGUCAUUCAAUUCACAUGUCACAUUGUGUAUUUACCAGAGCAAUUGUGAAGAGCUGCAAGCUACAGAGGCAGAAACUGCACUUCACAAUUGUGAGUCUCGAGUAAUAACUAUGGGGAUUUAAUAGUAACUAUUUAUUUUAGUUUUGAGUUUUAAAUUUUGUUUUGUAGAUUUAAGCGCCAUAAGUUCUUCAUCCCUGUAUUACUCACAGGCUUCUGUCUUUGCAUUUUUGCCUUUCCCUGGGGAAUUCCCAAUGUCUUCACUCAGCACUUAAUGACUGACAGGACAAGCUACUUCACUGAUUCUAGAUCUCUUCUAAACCUAUUCUUCUUUGAAUUAAUGGGAGAUGUGGGGAUUGCGUGCUUUGUUUAUCUUCCCCAUCAGAAUCUCAUUGUGUUGGAAAUCACGGAGGAGAAUCUAAAUUGUAUUUUGACAGGCCUACUGUUGGAUGUUCUUAUGUUCUAUUACUACUACACAUAUGUUCUUCUACAGCAUUGCUCUGGUUUAAGAUUUCAUUGUAUAUAAAAAUGUAUUAAAGAUGUUAAUACUUUGUAGUAUUUCAGAUGUAUUGACAUCUUCUAUCAGUGUAUGAAAGUUUAGUUCAACUCUCUUGAAUCAAAGGUUGGGUUGAAGUAAAAAGUUUAAAAACCUGUUAUUAAGUAAGCUAUUGUUUGAUUUUAGAUGAGAUAUCGUAGGUUUGAGUUACAGAAGCAAAAUAUUUUCAGAUUUUAUUGUGCUGUGUCUCACAGUUAGUAUGUCAAUGCUGGGAUUCUGAGGUACAGUGUCUCUGAAAAGUAUACUGACCUACUAAUCGUGAGACAAUACACAUCAAAUCAUCAAAAAUGAUUGAAUUCACUUACCAUUUUGUUUCACUUAAUCAGAACGUUAAUCAUGUUAUAAAUGCUGCAGUGCCAUUUUAUAUUCCAGCUAACACGUUCUUCACUCAAACAGAACAGUUAGUUUGAUCUUGUGGUAUCUAGAUGAUUAUUGCAUAAGUAAUGUUCCAGGGCAAAAGUGGUAUUAAAUGUUACAAGUAUUGAGUUAUAUUGACAAAAUCUAGGUCAUUGAUAGAAAACCAGAAGGUCAGUUGCUUGUACCUUAAGAGAUGUAAUUCACAUUUGUUUCAUUUUUCUUGGUACAGUGUUCAUUUACAACUACAUGCAGAACUUUUCCCUUUAUUAAGAAAUAAAGAAUUAUUUCUGCAGACAAGUUUUAAUGAUAUUUCCAUGCAUUUAGAUUAUCUGAUUUUAAAAAUUGCAAUCAAGAGUUGACUACUUCAUAAUGUCAACAAAAUAGAAUUAUAUUUUAAAAAUGGUUGCUCAGGCACUGAUGACUAAUCAUUCUAUAAGCGUCCUAGCAUUUCAAUUGGAAUGUAUGAGGAUUCUUAUUCAGAAACUAACAAGAAAAUCAUAAGCAUCAACAAAAUGGAAUUUACAUGUGCAGUAAUCUUUGUUCACAGAUCACUCUGUCCCAUUGAAUACAAAAUAAUAUUAAAGAUUACUUACAAUUGCACGAAGCGCACUCUGUGACUGGUGUUAAUUCUGUAAUAUCCGAGUAUUUGGUUCUCAAGAUAGAAUAAUGCAGCUGAAUCAGUCAAGUCUAUUGCUUCAAGCUACCAUUGUCUGCUCUGUGCAGUCCUUAUUGUGCCUUAAAUAUAUAUGUAUGAAGAUGUUAUAAAAACAAUUUUCUUGUUUGAAGAUCAUUAUACUUCUCAGAUUUUUGGGUUUUUUUUUAGCAGCUAUAUUUAUGAUAUUUACUUUGCAGAAUUGUCAACACUGUAGAAUAAAGUUUUUUUUCUUACAUGUUCAUCAGAAUGAAGGCCUCUUUAUUCUAUCCAAAUGAUACUGUCAGUUUUUUUAUAUAAUUAUUCAUCCCCAAUGUGCUCUCUUUAGUGUUAUUUAGAAGCACCGCAAAUAGAAAAGUUCAGAAAUUUCACCAUCAAAUAAGAAAGAUCUGUUGACUUGGGGUACACAAUGAACUGAUUUUCUGCUAUCUGUUCAUUGACUUGCUUAUGAUUGUAUCUUGUAAAACAUUUUACGAAUGCUGAUGAAUGGGAAAUUCAGAGGCGAAUAAUUAACAGCAAGGGAGCUUAAAAAGCCGCAGUUCAUUUUAUCAUUUUUUUGAAUGUUGUCUUCACUAUAAAUAUUUUCAAUUUUUGUUGACUGGCAAUUCCAGCAUUCUGUAAUUUAAUUGUUUUGUCAACUGUAUAUGUAUAGUAAUUAAAACUAUUAAGAAAUGGAUUUGCUUUAUUCUUUUGCAAUUAAAAAGAACAGUUGAAAUAAAAAUAUUGGUUGUAAACAUAAA